AUGCAGGCCCUUCCGCCAUUCAAGCCCGCCGCCACAGAGGCACAGGUCAAAGCCGCCACUGAAUCCCACGACCCGGAGCAAGUUAUCCGCAACCUCGUGGAUCUCAGCAGUUACCUGAUCAGCAUCGACGAGCACACCAAAACUGUUCGGGGCCGCCGGGAAAGCACGACCCAUACACUCCCUCCCCUCAAAACUCUCCUCAACCGCCUCUACGCUGGCGUCAGGACCCUCAGCCCACUAUCCAGCCUGACCAAAGACGGCGCGCGCCUGCGUCAAGAUGUCAGUGAACGUCUCAACAAGCCAGUCAUCGAGCGUCCUCUCGAGGACUUUGAAGACUUGUACUAUGCGCUCCUCGCGCGCCUCCAGGACAUGGCUCAAAUGCUCACUCUCCGCGUGACCAACGGCUUCAACGCGCCCUCAGAGCCGGUCUUCGAGAAUGGCCCCUCCAUUGCCGACCUCUACGACAGCCUCAUGUCGUACUGGGACAUGCUCAACGACCCAGCCUGCGCGCGCGCCCUCGACGACGCAAUGCGCCAGUUCCGCGUCGGCGUGCUUUACCGCGAGAUCAAUGCCGAGCUGGAGGCGCAUGUGAUUUCCUUCGCCAACGCGGAAGAACUGCUCGCGGAACUUUUCGAGAGUAAGGAGUUCACCGAGGGCAUUGCAUGGAUCGCAUCCUGGAGUCCCGCGAUGAUUGGCGCGUAUCUGAGCGAGAAGUACCACGUCGCACUGCGCGUCCAGAGGGAAGAAGACGAGCGCGUGGAGCGCGAGAAGCGCAAGCGCAUGAGUUUCAAAAAGCCUUUGGGUAGCAUGAUCAAGCAGCGCAGCUCGGAGAGGAUGCGUCGAGGGUCGGCGAAGCAGGCGCACUUUGUUCACCAGCGUGGUGCAGUGGGUUACCCGACACACCAGCAUGUGGUUAACGAUCACGAGCGCAUUCGUCAGGAACAGCAUCCAUCGCGAUCGGGAGUGGCAACUCAAGUCUCAGCGCGUGUCGGAUUACUCCAACUACCUUCGCGGGACGGCUAG
Parastagonospora nodorum SN15 is the source of this 1023-nucleotide messenger RNA. RefSeq lists its product as hypothetical. Lineage: Eukaryota; Fungi; Ascomycota; Dothideomycetes; Pleosporales; Phaeosphaeriaceae. Bases 1 to 1023 code for a protein of 340 amino acids. The transcript has a single exon. The record is from RefSeq and is a predicted model, not a curated record.